AUGACGGGGAUGCCGCCAGGGCCGGAAAUGGCGAAGCCUUCAGCUGCUCAGUUGUCACCGGUGCUUCAGCCCUCGUCUCCUGCGCGACUGCUGAGCGGGAACGGGGGAGGAGCCGCUCCCACAGUCUCAACGGCGCCCAAUGCGUCAAGGCUGACAUUCGACGACGUCGCGAAGCAUUUCAAUGUCCCCAUCGCCGAGGCCGCCACUGCUCUCGGUAACGGCGAUAGCCCAGCGUGUGAAUCCACGCCUCCUUGUCCUUUGAUUGAUUGAUUUUUUUUGGCGAUUAUGCUUCUGUUGUCUAGGGUACGAUCAUCGCAAAUCCUGUGCAUAUUUCUUUGUUUAGUGGAUACUUUUCGUCGAACAUUUCGGGACAUUUUUUAGAGGAUUAUGUCGCUUCGUUUUUAUAAUUUUUUAUUUCGUUUUCUGUUUUUGCUUCAAUACCAUUAAUGGGAUUUGUAUGCACGAAUCAAUCUUCUGUACAUUAUCGUAGAAAUUAUAAGUUUGUUUUUUGGUAUGGUAAUUCUGGAAGCCUAAAAUUAACCUUCCCUUCAUAUGUACAUAUAUACCAAUUUGAGGACCUUAUACUUAAUGGGAACUCUGGCGACACCAAGUUUGCCGGUUUGUUGGGGACUUAAAAGAUAAAAUUAUGAUAUUCUUUCUUUUUGUCGUUAGAAGCCAUCUUCUCCGUCAGUAUCACAAUUUUUUUUUUCAGUUGAUCCUUCCCAAUUUUUUCUGAGUAAUAGAUACGUACUUAUGAAUGUUUGAGUUCGCUUUUCGUAUUUUAUUCAUUUUCGUCAUGUCUUGUGUCCCAACUGUGGAAGUAUUUAGACUUCACAGCAACAUAUGAUUUUGAUGAAGGUCAAGAUGCUACACAUUUCCUAAGUGACUUUAAAAUGCUAUCAAUUCUACAUUCUGCACAUAGCUCUGGACCACUGAUUUGCUCUCAUUGAAAACUAUCUUUCAUGCAAAAUUGGGCCAUUAGAAUGCAUUCUCGAAGCUAAUAACUUCUCAUUUCAAUUAUGUGGAUCUGUUUAUUUUAUUAUUUUUAGGUUGACUACUUUUUUUCCAGCAUGUGAGCAGAUAUUUUCUUUGCCCGGAUAUUAUGACUGGACUCGGUGGUUGGAAAAAUUACAAUAAAUUCCUAACAGAAUAAUAGUUAUAUUUAUGUCAUUUAUUGUGCAAUUCAAUCCUUUACAGCUUCGUAGUCAGACUCUGUAGAUUCUACAGAACUCCAUAUUUUUCUAACUUCUUAGUCUUUACUUGAGUGUUCUAGAAAGGGCGUGGGUUGAUUAUCCGGGCCUACUGAAGGCGGAGUGGAGUCUGAGGAGGAAACGGGGAGGGAGAAUUUUUUGUGAAAUUCUGGCUCUUUCUUAGUAAAUGACUUGAGAAGAAAAUAGAGACAGUUAUGGGUGGUGGUCAUGGAAGAAAUAAAAAGGGAGAGGAAACAUGUGAGAGAAUUAUUUCAUUGAUGACACAGACAAGUGACAUAGUUUUAUAUUUAAUGGAAUGUUUGUUGUUUGAGUGUGCACGUAUGGGUUUGGGUAACAGGAUUAUGACACAUCUCGAGUGAUGUUGUUGACCUUGAAUGACUUCCUAUGGGUGUUGUCUGGGGCUUGUUUGGAAAUGCAUAUUUUGUAGAUGUGUUGAUGUUUCAUUUGGCUUGCUCUCAUUGUCAUCUAUGCUCUGUAGAGUUCGUGUGUGGGAUUCUUUUCAGCUUGACGGUGCAUAUUCUUGAUUCUAGACUGCCAAAGAUCAGGGUAAACUUGAUCAUCUGGUUACUUGCUUAUUGCAGGCCUUUGACAAGGAAGCUUGGAAGCUGUAUACUUAGUAGACUGUUAAUGCUUUGGCCAGUAAUAUUGGGAAACUAUGUCUAACCACCUGCAUUAGUUUUUUGAAUAUCAUCGUGUACGUGAGGACCGCAUGCUACCUUGAUGACAGCCAUACAAGAGUCUUCAGAAUAUUUAUUAUAUUUGCAUUUGGGUUCAUCUGAGAACGAUCUUAGAGAAAUGGUGUAGUUAUUCAACACAAGUCUUUACCAGCGUGGAUGUUGAGAGGUUCCUAGGAGAGUGGAAUAAGGAACAUUUUCUGUGUGCAUAUUAGAGUGUGGUGGAUAUUUUCACAUAAUAAUUUAUCAUGUGCAGGUGAGGAGAAAGGAAUGGAAUGCUAUUCUGAACAAUAUCUAAGUUCACCACAUGCGUCUCUACAAUGUUGUAGGGCUGAGAAGUUGAUUCUAGUGAUCCAUUCUAGAUAGGGGUGGCCAGUGGGGCAAGAGUUAUAUAACCUGUAUGCUUAUGGUGGAGACAUUUAUUUUUAGAGGUAUUUUGCUAAGUUUAUGGUUUUUAAGGCGCUCUUUCUGUGGUUUUUUGUGAUGAAUCUUAUUUUGAAUUACGAAUGGUGAUGAAAACUAUUUUCUAAGUACAAUAAAACGUAGAAUGAUGUUGCCUCAGGACAUUGUUACUCUCCCAUGCGUAAUACCUUGAAGCACUGCGCAAGUUUUUGAAUGCCAAAUCUUGUCCUUGUCCGUACUGUUUGCUAGCAAGUGAAAUCUUAUACUUCAGAUUGAUUCUGGUUUGAAAUAUAUACAAUAAUUCUUUUCUUCUUCUUUUUCUUUGGUUUUUGCAUGUCUACACCUUGUUCUGGUUUUGAUUUCGAUCAGGUGCAACAACCUAGUAGUUACCCUUCUGUUAUAAUGCUGAGAGUUGAGCAUGGAACGCACAAGUGAUAUAAUUCCUCAUUGAUGCCAGCAUUGAAAGGUUGGCAGGGAAUUGGUUCGUUACAGUUGUUUAUGGGGGAAGGGAAAACAUAGGCUGUCAGCUAGGAGCAGUUAGUCUUGUUUCUGAAGAUCUCUUAUUCGCAUCACUGCCCUCUUUCUUGUUUAUUUAUACCGGUAAAUUUGAUUAUGGGAGUGUACACGUGAAUUUCUAAUUUCGGUUUCAAGUUUAGAGCUGCCUGAAUAUGUCAUAGCUUUCUUAUAAAUUUUGUUUUAGGAAUUUCUUCUAAGAUAAGGAAUACUUAAUCAGUUAUAACAUGUAGGUGUGUGUAGCAGCGUCUUAAAGAGGAUAUGUCGUGAGAAUGGUGUUGUAAGGUGGCCAUACCGCAAGGUAAAGAAGUUUGCAACGCUGUGUUACAGUUUCUGUUUACUUCAGAAAUAAUAAUGCUGUUGUCAGUUCAGUGUCUUGCUCUUUUCUUUUUGAUAAAUGUAGGGAGCAAAUCAUGCUGUCCAAAUUUCUUAAUAAGUUUGGUAAAUAAACUGCUUAAUAAGGGAUGUGAAAUCUGGUAAACAAAUGACUUGUCUCCACAUCUUUCUUAAUAAGUUAGCAAAAGGCAAUGAGGUGGCUGGUUAUAUUUCUAGUUCGAUCAGGGUGGAGUGAUGAAGUGUGUAGAGGCACUCUCCUUAUCAUCAUUUAAAUAUAAUGCCAUUAUUCUACUUUAGUUGUUCUAUGUACCAACAAAGUAAGGACGAACGUUUAGCAUGUGCAAAGAAUAGAUGUAAACAGUCAGGUGGCCAUAUGAAAAAUGACACAACCUGAAACUAACAUGUUCAUGAUACCAUUUGUGUUAUACGUAAGAUUGCAAGGUACAACAUUUUUAUUGAAGAGCAAAACAGGGCGAAAUGAUGAUGAUGAUUUAAUUGGGAAAUUUCUUGGCUAUGUCAAGAUCUUGCUAUGAAUUUAUCCACUCAUCACAUGCAUCCUUUGUCUUGCAGUAACCUGGUCCAGUUAAUUCUGAAUUUGUUUUUCAUUGAGUUCCAGGCACCUAAUAAAAUAUGUGUGCGCGCGUAUGUGUGCUCAUCAUAAGGAUACAUAAUGAAAACCUUGACCUACUUUGUAUUAAAACAUUGUUUUAUGUCAAACAUUAUUUUUAUCCUUUAUUAAAACUUGAAAUGCUAAAACUUAAUGUUCUAUAAUUUUCCUGUAUGUGGAAACGCAUCGGUUAUAUUUGGAUGCAAUGAUAUACCCAUAUAAUCAACAGGUUUUUGCCUGGAUGCUGACACAUAACAUAUAUGCAAUUUAUUAUUUCUGUCAUUUCACUGUAAUUUAUGAAGGAGCUCCCAUGAAUAGAUAUAUAAUGUGUUAAAUUAUUUUCUCUGGUGCAUGAAUUUAUCCACUCAGAUCAAUGUAUAAACAUGUUUUUGUAUAAACUUGCCGUUUAAUGUUCAUACUUGUCUUCCUGAUUAAUGAAUUGUUUUGACGGAGGAAAUCGUAUGAUAAUGAUAAUGGUUGUGCCACUGUUUUCUGUGGAAAGGUGAAGCUGAACUUGGUUUCAAGAAUGGACUGCUGUGCAGCUUGGUUCCAGCCUCUUGUUCUGUUGUUGACCUCAACAUCUUGUUUCCCUGAUUCCAAAUAAAGGACCUUAAAAAAUUCCCUUCUUAAGGUCUUCUCUCAGAGUAUGAUAGGAACUAACAAAAAUGGUGCUCUAAAACUUUUUGAGCAAUGUUUGUUACGUAAGGAAUCAUUAUUCUCCUGAUUUCUCAAGUGAAAGAAAUGAUGGCGGAAAAAGAUACAGUAAAAAGUGGACACCCAAUUAUCUCCCGUUGAAGAUGCACUGAUGAAACAUAAAAAAGUUACGAUGCAAUGAAUGUGUUUGUGAAAGUUUCAUGGCAAAAUGAAUUUCUCGUUUCCUGGAGAGGUGUUUACCCAUCAUCUUAUUGCGAUCAGAUGUAUUCAUUUGCUUGUCAUGCUGCUGGUUUUGAAUUAUUUACUAUCGUCAUUCUCACAGUUUAUGUUACCCCAUUUCUAUCCUCUACUAGUAAUUGGAAACCUUUGGCACAGAUUUAGAUUUUGAUUGUUUACACGGAUGUGGUUGUUGAUGUGACAAUGUUAGAGGGGUCUGAUUGGGGAUCUAAAAAGUUUGCACUUAAAUUAAUUUAUUAUAUAUUAUAUACUAUAUGUAAUAUAUGGAUCUAUGUCAAAUACAUUUCCAAAAAAAGUGAAAAUAUAUUAUCAAUCAUAACCAAGAGGAUUCAGCAUUGAACAAACGAAAGUUAAAUUGCUUGUCCGCUUGAGAGUUUCUUGUUAUAUACAUUUACAGUUUCAAGAGAAAACAACCAGCUUUUGUGUCAUGCAAGAAUCGGGUAAAUGCUUUCAUUCACUACUUAUGAUCGUUUCAAUGUUCAAGACCUCUGUAAUCUUAAUGAAUAUUAGUUCAUUAAAAUCCAUUCAGCUGAAUGAGAGGCCAGUAACAUUACAAAUUUUAGAACAUGUGUAUAGCAGAUUUUGCUGGGAGUCCAUUUCAAACUUCUUCUUCAACAUAAAAAUUGCGUAGGAAAUAGGAUUUUCUUGGAGUGCAAGCAACACCUGCAUAACCCUCUCAUUUUUCAUUCUCCCCUAAAGUCAGAAGAUUAUGUUUGGAACCUUAAGUUGGAAUCGGAAGGACAGUACUGGAGUAGAUGGCUUCCUAUGUUACAUUAUGGCUUCAAAGAGAUAUAAACAUUACUUUAUUGGGCUGAUGGCUGCAAAAACAGUGCUUCCUGCUGACAAACUCGCUCUUCAAAUGUUGUUGAUGGAGAACCUCAUUGAGCCAUCUUUCAGACAAGAUGUGAUGGGGUGACUUUUUCAGUUAGAAGUGAUGCUCUUCUUGGAAUCUCCAAUUUUCUCGUCUUUCAGCCCCCACUCUCUCUCUCUUGUUCGCUCUCCAACAGGCACAGACAUGCACACACAUGUGUGCGCAUGCACUCAGAGAUAAAAGUUAGAAUCAUGACUGCAGGCUUAUGGAUUCAUCUGUGUAUUGCACAUGAACAUGUACACAUCUGGUGUUGACAAGGGGCUGGGUCAGUAGUGUGAUCUGACUUUGUUUUUUUGGUUAAGUUCAAUUUACUUCUCUUUUCCCCUCUGCUUGCUUAACACUCUUUUGUCUCUUCGCUUUAUCUUUCAUGUUAUUGGGUUCCUCUAUGCUUCUUUCUAAUUUAUUUUGUCUGUAUCUUUUAGUUUCUUGCUGGAAAAACUGUUGAUGACAUUAAAAAAGAUGCUGCAAAGGAAAAAAGCAAGGAGUUCGCUGAGUUGUCAAAGGUUGCAAAGGAGAUAUUGGAUCAGUCAACUAGCACAUAUUCAGUUUCAUCUUCAACAGCGUCAACUAUGUGAGUUGAGAUCCUUCUGAUCUGUCUAUUUCUGGAACCUUAUUUCGUGCGAAUGAUGCUGGCCAUCAAGUGUUUUUCUUCUAGCCAUCUAGUUUCAUCCCAUUCGUUCCCCCGAAAAAUAAUGUCUCGUUUUCAUUCUUAGCGCCCCAUUUAGUAAUGUUGUUUAUACCUAAAUGACUUAUGGGACAGGCCAUCUAUUCUGUUUCCUGUAGUGUAGUUUUCUGAAAGAGGGAGCAGUGCUGUAGUGUAGUUUUUUGA
Molecule: messenger RNA, 6334 nt
Organism: Spirodela intermedia
Lineage: Eukaryota; Viridiplantae; Streptophyta; Magnoliopsida; Alismatales; Araceae
Source: the annotation of a GenBank genome assembly